Molecule: messenger RNA, 772 nt
Organism: Guyanagaster necrorhizus
Lineage: Eukaryota; Fungi; Basidiomycota; Agaricomycetes; Agaricales; Physalacriaceae
Exons: 2
Source: RefSeq, a predicted model, not a curated record
CUUCAUCAUUACAAGUAUUCGCACUCGACAAAUUCGAUAAGUAUUCGCCAAAUAUCGGGGAAGCAACAUCGCGAUUUCAUUAACUGUCCCUUAUGUGGAUCUGUAGCAAGGCAACCCUUCCCGCAGAGCAUACGCAGACCUCACAUCUUACAGUUGCUUCAAUGCAAUGAUGUCCCAACGGAUGCAGAGUUGUCCUGUUCCCAGGAGAUAGUCAAGAAGGCAUCUGGGCAUAUUGCUGAACUUGACGAGAGGAUUGCAGAUGCCAGGAAGACACGUGAUGCUCUUUUGUCAGAGUGUAUUUCAAUAGAGGAAGACUCUAAGGAUGCCAGAGUGCUUUCCUCGCCAGUUCGAAGGCUACCACCCGAUGUUUUUCGUGCGAUCAGUCUCGAGACCAUACUGUCUCCUUUCCAAACCAUGUCUAGGUCCGAUUACUACAAUAGUCUGGAUCACAAAAAUUCUCCUUGGAUGGUAUCGCAGGUCUGCCAUGGCUGGCGAUUGAUUAUCGUUAGCUCACCGGAACUCUGGUCGUCCAUGUCACUCAUCCUAUCCAAUCAUUUUUCAUCCUCGAUUUUUUGCCAGAUGUUCAUGCUUGGUCGUAGAUAACGCGCUACUGGGCAUCCUUGUCGUCGGUAUCGCCUUUGUGGGUAUCGCCUUGAUGGCGAGUAUCAAUGUGACUGACAGACGAGCCCGAGUAAGGCGGCAGGCUGAACAGCCCCGACGGAACUGGCAGCAGUCGACGCCGUGUUCAUGCUGGACAGGAAGAGCAUCGCCG